GUUCCGGGCCUGCGGGUCUACAAACUAGCGUCUUCUGGGUUCUGGGUGCCGGUAGACCCUCCCCGCAGCAAAGCAGAGCAGGUGUACGAGCUACAACGAGCGGUCGGUCUGGCUGGUGAAGGGCACGGGGCAGGGUAUAGCGACGGUGGUGCGCCGCAGGGGUCGGUCAGGCGGCCUGCAGGUACCUCGGAGCCAGGGACUCACUCCCGGCACCGACGGGCGCGAUGAAGGCACUGAUUUUAGUGGGUGGCUAUGGGACGCGACUACGGCCGCUGACGCUGAGCACCCCGAAACCACUAGUGGACUUCUGCAAUAAGCCCAUCUUGCUGCACCAAGUGGAGGCGCUUGCCGCGGCAGGUGUGGACCACGUAAUCCUGGCUGUGAGCUACAUGUCACAGAUGUUGGAGAAGGAAAUGAAGGCUCAGGAGCAAAGGCUAGGAAUCCGAAUCUCCAUGUCUCAUGAAGAGGAGCCUUUGGGGACAGCUGGGCCCCUGGCACUGGCCCGAGACUUGCUCUCUGAGACUGCAGAUCCUUUCUUCGUACUCAACAGUGAUGUGAUAUGUGAUUUCCCCUUCCAAGCUAUGGUGCAGUUCCAUAGGCACCAUGGCCUGGAGGGCUCCAUCCUGGUAACCAAGGUGGAAGAACCUUCCAAGUAUGGUGUGGUGGUAUGUGAGGCUGACACAGGCCGAAUUCACCGUUUUGUUGAGAAGCCGCAGGUAUUUGUGUCCAAUAAGAUCAAUGCAGGCAUGUACAUCCUGAGCCCUGCUGUGCUGCAGCGCAUCCAGCUGCAGCCUACGUCCAUUGAGAAAGAGAUCUUUCCAGUUAUGGCCAAGGAGGGGCAACUCUAUGCCAUGGAACUGCAGGGCUUCUGGAUGGACAUUGGACAGCCCAAGGAUUUCCUCACUGGCAUGUGCCUCUUCUUGCAAUCACUGAGGCAGAAGAAUCCAGAGCGACUAUGUUCAGGCCCUGGCAUUGUGGGGAAUGUGCUUGUGGACCCAAGUGCUCGUAUUGGCCAGAACUGCAGCAUUGGACCCAAUGUAAGCCUGGGUCCUGGCGUCGUGGUGGAGGAUGGCGUGUGCAUCAGGAGGUGCACGGUGUUGAAAGAUGCUCAUAUCCGUUCCCACUCCUGGUUGGAGUCAUGCAUUGUGGGCUGGCGCUGCCGUGUGGGCCAGUGGGUACGCAUGGAGAAUGUGACAGUGCUGGGCGAGGAUGUCAUAGUUAAUGAUGAACUCUACCUCAAUGGAGCCAGUGUGCUGCCCCAUAAGUCUAUUGGGGAAUCAGUGCCAGAGCCUCGUAUCAUCAUGUGAGAUAUGUAGAGCUGGCCAAGUCCCCACUUCCCCAUCAGCAGGUGUAGGAGUGACUUGACACAUCAGAAGACCCUGGACUUGGUGCCAUUUGUCUGGGGAAGACUGGAUGAAGCUGGAGCCGUUAAACAUUUGCUUUCUCAUGGGGACAUUAACUGAAAGGAUCCCUGCUGGGCAGAACCCACAAAGCCUACUCCCUCAAGAAGAGCUGGGGCCAGGGCUGUAUGGAAUAAUAAUUUAAUGCUCACUGU
Molecule: messenger RNA, 1555 nt
Organism: Nannospalax galili (Upper Galilee mountains blind mole rat)
Lineage: Eukaryota; Metazoa; Chordata; Mammalia; Rodentia; Spalacidae
Gene: Gmppb
Product: GDP-mannose pyrophosphorylase B
Exons: 9
Coding region: 225-1307 (360 amino acids)
Biological process (GO): GDP-mannose biosynthetic process; cell wall mannoprotein biosynthetic process
Cellular component (GO): cytoplasm
Molecular function (GO): mannose-1-phosphate guanylyltransferase (GTP) activity; GTP binding
Source: RefSeq, a predicted model, not a curated record